AUGGCCUCCUCUUCAGAUACUGAAGUGACGGACACCUUGGAUCCUUUAGCAAUUGUGUCGAACGAUGAGAUUAUGACAGAAAGUGAGGUGCACACUUCGAAUACCACCAGCACGGAUGAGGAUGAUUUCCAGCUCUUCUCGCUACCCGGUGCUGCCGCCGAGCUCGCUGAUGGCCCUUUGGCCGUGGACAUACCACUCGUAGAAAUCCCUGCCCCCAUACCUUUGGCCGUUUAUCCUGCUUACGAUAUACUUCUCGACGCCGAGGCUGAUGACGAGCCCCUAAAGGAUGAUGUUCAGGACACCAUGGUUUCUUCUUCCGACACAGGAGUAUCAGACACAGUGGAUCCCAUGGUGGUUGUGUCAAACGACGAGAUACCAUCAGAGGGAGACCCGUUCGCUCUGCCAGACAUCGGAGUUGAGAUACAGCCUGCUGAUGGCAUACCUGCUGGGGAUCUACCUCUCGCGGUGAUCCCUGCUCCCGUUCCGCUUGCUGCUUUCCCCGUGGCGGAUGUGCCACUCGAUGUCGUAUCUGAUGACGACAUUGAUCUGUUCGAGGAGGGUCCCCCUGAGGACGACUAUGAGGGCGGUGCCCCGAUUGAUGCUGAUGCUGUCCUUCCUAUUGCUGAGGCCCCCGUAGAGGAGGUUCCUCUUGGUUCACCUGUCCCAGACUCGUUGGAGUCUGUGGCAUCCGCGUCCCUGCAUGACCAGGGUGUGCAGCAUCACUCUCCUGAUGCCGACGUAGCGAUGUCAGCUGCACCUGGUCCGUCACACGAGUUUGAGUUUGACCACGAGGUCGAUGACGAUUUUGAUCCAGUUUUUCCUCCUGACUUUGAUCCUGACCAUGACAUCGAGUUUAUUCAUUUGGACCAGCCUUUAGAGGCGCCAAUGGCUCCCAUUGAUCCGUUGUUUGACAUUCCUGCCGAUUUUGAUAUGGACCUUGUUGACUCUGAGCCUGUCAUGGCCCUAGAGCCCGUUGUUGCUCCCGAUCCUGCACCAGAGCACGACCCUGUUCUUGAUGAUGCACCAGCUCUUGCACCACCCAUUGCUGACCUUCCCGUUGUUGCUCCACCAGUGGUGGAUGAUCCUGUUGUUGAUGCACCUUUACCCGAUCCCGUGCCGGCUUUGGUUGACCGUGCACCAUUCGCCGCUCACAUAGAUCCUCGUUAUGCUGACACCUGUAACGGGUGGAUCGAGGAUGAUGACGACUAUCUACCGUUUGUGCUACCGGUCACUCAUCCAGUAGCACCUGUUUCUGCACCCACUGAGUUUCCAUUGUUCCACCCACACACCACUGACGUCCAUCGCACUGAUCUUCCCAUCACGUUCCUCCAGGACAUACCGCAACCUCGUCCUGGAGAGGGUUCAUCGAGGCAGCCGCCUGUUUCUGUUCCACCCGUACUGUCAUCAUCUUUUCCAUUUCUGUCACAGUUUCCUCAUGUUGCACCACCUACUGCACCAUCAUUCGUACCAUCGGGCGAGCCGUUUUUGUGGACUACGCCCCCUGUUAUGCCAUUAUCUGACCCGUACAACCCAUUUCAUGUGGGGUACACUACGGAGGAUAUACUUGCGUCGCUGCAGCUACAGCAGGACGCACUGAGCCAUCGUAUUCAGGAGUUAGAGAGAGCUCCACGUCCGCCUUGUCACUGUCAGACCCCCUUUGCAGCACCACACACUCCCCGUCCGCUUUCCCCUGAUUCAGACGUUCGUUUCUUGACAUCUGAGCAGCAGAUUGCAUAUUUGUUGCGCGUCUGUCGUGCCUUAGAGGAGGACUGGAUGCACAUGCGUCGCUUGCUUUUCUCUCAUUUUCCCCCUCCUCUUCCGCCAUCAGCAUAG
Helianthus annuus (common sunflower) is the source of this 1833-nucleotide messenger RNA. Its product is annotated as calphotin-like. The record is from RefSeq and is a predicted model, not a curated record. NCBI's taxonomy places the organism in Eukaryota, Viridiplantae, Streptophyta, Magnoliopsida, Asterales, Asteraceae. The transcript has 3 exons. The coding region runs from base 1 to 1833 and encodes 610 amino acids.